GGCAACUGGAUGGGAAAUCAAUACUCUAAGCAACAAUAUGAUAAAUUUAUGUUCUAACUACAUAUUCUAUUAGAUACACUAAGAUAGCCCCAAAUUUGUUUAGUCAAAGAGAAAUUACAUCAUUCAUACCCAACUCCCAAGCCCUCAACUUGAGGACCUCAAAGACUCAAUUAAGAAGUAGGAUUGUGUAGUUAAUUAGUUUGAGAUGUUUUUUUUUUUUUUUUGGAAAGGAUCUUUGUACUUGUUUAGGCUUAUCUUUUUCCUAGGGUUCUUAGCUUCUUAGCCCCACCUUAUACCCUCUUCUCUGCCUCACGCCCUUCCCCAUUACAGGACCCGCAUGCCACAGUUGAAAAUAAUUCGAAAAAUGACCCCAAAUUGAUAUAUAUUGCAUGCACAUGGGAUUUGUCAAAAACAUAACAAUACAUGCACAUGGGAUGUAUGAGUUUGAAAUGUUACCAAAUCUCAUCAUCAUCAUGCCAAAACAACAUAUUAAACAUUGAUAAUGAGAUGGAUGAUUGAAUCAACCUCAGCUCAUUCAAGGAAUGAAAGCAAAUCCUAUAUCAAUUAGGUUUGGAUGUUAGAAGGUUCCUGACAUAAACACUUGUUUAUUUCUAUCCGAUCAGAAAUUAUAUGGUUGUUAUACAUUUUUUAUGCGAACACACCAUAAUUAUUUAGGUUUCCCCUCACAUUCAAGUGUAAAAAAAUAUCCAUCCUGAUAUGACGAUUUGAUCGAGAAUCUAACAGUGGUUGUAUGUUUAAAAUGAAAACACACUUCAAUCAAUUGUUUUGUUCACGUCUAGUAUACACCAAUUGCCUGAUUGCAAAUCACAUAACUAAAAUGCAUAAACACGAUGCUGGCAACUAUUCCGUAAACAUACUUACCUAAACAAGUGAUGGGUUGAGACAAGAGAGAGAAGAGGGAAUGCUUUUAUCUUUUUUUAAUCUUUUGUAUUUUGUUGGUUUGGUUUGGCUUGGUUUCUAUUUAAGGAAAGCUGAAGAUGCAUUGUUCAGGAAUCAGUGGAUGCAUUCUCCCAAAUCAGACAGUACAAAAGAGAGGAAAGAAAACACAAACCCACCAAACAGAAAGGAAUUGAUGAGAGCAUAGAGAGGAGAGGGGAAGGAGAAGCACAAAAAAAGCUGACUUUAAAGCUUUAGAAUAGGAAGUUUGCUUCUGAAUGAAACAAUGGAUGCCCACAAAAGGUUAACAUCACAUCUUCAAGCAACCAAACCAAAUGCCUUCCCAUGUACCCUGUUUCCAUUCAUAUAAGGAAAGCAUUCCUGCCAAAUACAGCAAAAGGGAAGGAAGAAGGGUGAAAUAGGAUUGAAAGAAAGAGAGCCUCUCAACCUCUGUCUCUCUAUCUUUCUCUUGUUCCUGUUUCUGGUAGAGCAGAGGACAACCCAGAAAAAUGGAGGCAUUCAUGUUGCAGAACCUCUUCAAUGGAGGCAGAGAAGCCCAAAUCCAAGCUGCCUCUGAGAUGGUCAAACUCAGCAGCAAACUGAGGCAGAAGUUGGUGGAAGGUGGAGUCAUUCUCCCUUUGAUCACCAUGCUUCAGUCUCAGGACUAUGAAUCCAUCCAAGCUUCACUCUUUGCAUUGCUCACCCUUGCCUUUGGCAGUGAAAGGAACAAGAGAAGGAUGGUGAAAUCAGGCGUUGUAGAUGUGCUACUCCACCUCCUCCAAUGGCAGGAAGAGUCAUUGACAGAGCUGACAGUAGCAGCUCUGCUCAUCCUCUCCUCAUGCGGGCCAAACAAGCCACUCAUCGCAUCAUCAGGAGCCAUCCAAAUCCUAGUCGAUUCAAUCCCCAUUCUAACCACCACCCAAUCAAAGCUCGACACUUUGACGACACUCCACAAUCUCUCCACCUGCAAUCAGGCAAUCCCACAACUCGUCUCAUCAGGGCUAGUCCCCACAUUGCUCCAACUCCUAACCCAACAUUCUUCCUACCCAAUUCAACCAGAGCUGGCGGACAAGGCAAUGGCGCUGCUGGAAGCCGUCGCGAUCUCGUCGGAGAGAGCAGUGGGUCAGGCCGCGGUAGGGAUACGGGUGCUGGUGGAGAUGGUGGAGGAAGGCAGCCCACAGGGGAAAGAACAUGCCGUUGGGGUUCUGGUGCUGAUAUGCCAGAGCUCGAGGGAGAAGUACAGAGGGUUGAUCCUGAUGGAAGGCGCCAUGCCCGGUUUGCUGCAGCUGAGCAUUGAUGGGAGCUGGAGGGCGAGGGGUUUGGCUCAGGAGCUGCUGCUGAUGCUUCGAGGGGAUUGCGAUGGUGGGUCGAGAGGGAAGAAGUGGAAGCAGGAGAUGGUGGAGAGGGUGAUGCAGGAGAUCGAUGCUGCGGAAGGGGAGGAGGAGGAAGUUUUCAUGGGGAGUGGUGGAAGUAGUACGCUCAGAUUGGUGGAAGAGAUGAUUGCGAAGCUGAGUACCUGAUUUUGCUUUAGAUUUUGGGAUUAGGGUUCUUACUUCUUAGGGAAUUGGGGUUCCAGCUUUUGUACAUAAAAAAAAACAGAGAUUGAUUCGAUUGGGUCUUUUAGGAGCGGAGAAGAGAUGAUUGAUAAAUGCUAACCAGAGAGCUAGAUAAUGUACUCUUCCCAGGCCCAUGAAAAUAUCAAUAGAUACCUUCAUUUCACUGGACUUUAUAAAAAAUCGAAUCAACAUCGGCUAAUCGCAUAUACAAUGUUUAAACCACUAAUGAUAUCAUAAUGAAUUUUUCGUAGUUCGUUAGUAGUUUCGAACAAUUAGUCUCAGUAAUCUCUCUAUUUUGUACUGUACCGAACAAACAAUCAUCUUUUACGAUUAAAAAUUGUAUAUCUAACAUCAAAACAACAAUUUUAUCAUAAGUCAUAACACUUCUUUUUUAUCGCAGUUCAUUCAUAAUCUUAAAUUGCUAACCUCACACCGAUGUAUUGCAAUGGUUAGACCACAACAUUGAAUUGAAAUUCUGUCACUAAAAUGGGUUGCAAGCAAGUAGGAAUGACAAUUUUGACCUGACCCGAUUUACCCGACCUGUUUGGCCUGUUUUGGGGCGGGGCGGGCAUGGGUACCUCUCAUCGACCCGACUUGGCCUGACCCGCCCCAUUCUCGACCCGUUCUUGCCUAAAUUACAUAUAAUCUUAGUCAAAUUACUUAGAAUACUCCUAUUAUUACAUUAUAUUUUAGCUAUAAUAAAGUUACAAUUAAGUG
Messenger RNA from Linum trigynum, 3170 nucleotides. Lineage: Eukaryota; Viridiplantae; Streptophyta; Magnoliopsida; Malpighiales; Linaceae. The record is from the annotation of a GenBank genome assembly.